This is a messenger RNA of Durio zibethinus, 1404 nucleotides long. NCBI's taxonomy places the organism in Eukaryota, Viridiplantae, Streptophyta, Magnoliopsida, Malvales, Malvaceae. The record is from RefSeq and is a predicted model, not a curated record.
ACUUCGCUUGGAUAUUCUCCAACUCCAACGGACUGUUUGUUUGUUUGUUUUGUUUUUUGUUUUUUGUUUUUUUUUGCAACAAAACUCAGAAAUGGAAAAGCAGGGUUCAAAUGAUGACAACGCCACCAUUAGCGACGUUUCACUCGAAGUAAAUCCUUCGAGUUCUUCAAACAAUCCACCACAAAACCCAGACUCUCAAUCCAACAACGAUCUCGGCAACGGCAACAGCAACAGCAACUGCAACAGCACCAUCACCGAAGCUUUAGCCAAAGCCUUAUCCUCGAUGCUUACUUCUCUCAUCAAAGACUUCGAUUGCAAAGCCCACGAUACUCUCGCCAGCCAGGACCUCCUUAGUUCCUCAAUUGAUCGUCUUACCCGAGAGCUUGAUCAAUUACUGGAAGAUGCUCCGUUGCCAUUCAUAAUGCAGCAUGCUGCCAAGUUUUCAAAUGUCAGAAAGAGAGUUUUGUCAUUGAAUUUACUCCUGAAAUCGAUUCAGCGGCGUGUUGAUAAUAUAGACCGAAUGCUAUCAGGGGGCUCGCAACAUGAUGUAACUUCUAUCCUUCAAACAAGGGAAAUACUCAAGUAUUUAACAGUUUCUUCAUUGUUGCUAAUAUUAAUCAUUAAGCAGUAUCCUCAAUAGUGUAUAUAAGCUCCAUAAAAACACCUAAAAUAAGCAGAUUGUAGAUAGGAUAAACUCUAUACAAAAGUUGAGGUCCAAACAGAAUAUGCAAGUCCAAACAGGACAGGUAUGUUUUCUAACCUCCACCUUAAAAAAUGUGUCCAAAAGUUCAAUUUUGGUCCUUGCUCUGGACUUAAGUAUAUUUUGGUCCUGACUGUGUUAACAGACAAAGUGAGUUGGUGUAGUGUAUCAAUUAUGCCAAUGGUUGUAAGUAGGCCAUGUUAAUAAGUAAACUGAGAAGACUGCCACAGAAGAUUCGUAACAAAAUCAACAUUGGCUGUAUAUUAUUGCAGGAAAUGAAAAGGCUGGAAUUUGUCAUGCACAUCUGUCUUACAAUAUGGAGAAUAAACCGGCAGUCGGCUGACAGGAUAGUUGAUGUAUGAUUUUACCUUUGGUCUUACCAUUAUCAAUCAGUUGAUUUUUAACUCGAGCAAUGAGGGGUGAGAAACUUGAAAGUGCAAGCUGACUAAAGCUUUUGUAAUGUUUGUUAGUCAAGAACAAGGUAUCUUCAGUUUUGUAGUAUGAUUUGUUUGGCUGUAUGUUACUUCCUUGACAAACCAACAUAUGUAAAUAAUGGAAUACUUCUGUAACAAAUGAAUCAUCCAAGCUAGGUUACCGAAAAUAAGCACUAAAAGUUGGAGUAGAUUGCAAGUCACGUUCAUCAUCUUUACAGUAACAUCUCAUUUUUAUCCAUAAUUUUUAAAAUUAAAUAUUUAAAUCCGUUA